CAAUUCCUUAGAAACGUAUCUUUUCGAAGGGUCACUCUAGAAUCUCCAGUAGCACAUCUUCGUCCAGCAUGACAAGCAAACGCCGUAGCUCCCACCACUAUGGGCAGUAUCUACUACUCCUGCUCGUUGCCCUCGUCGCUGCAUCUCCUUCCAGCGGUCGAAGCUCGUACCGGAAUUCUCGAAAAAGCGGCGGAUUCACGACCAACGUGACGGUGGAACAGUACAAGGACGCGUUACAAAAUAUACAAGAUGCCAACGUCUCCGAAAGUCUAGAACUCCUAAGCAAGCUCUCACUCAAGCGAUACGAGUUCAAAUACGACUCGGUGGAAGGUCGAACUACACUAUUGGGGGUGCUGGGCCCUGAACUACGUUCUAUAGCUCCCGAAGUGGUGCAAGUUCUACCCGAACGCUACGUGUUCGACCGCGAUGGUCGCGGCAAGAUCGCGUUGCAGAAUUUCCACGUGGUAGACAAGGACGCUCUCUAUAUGCACAAUCUGGGAGCCACCCAGCAGCUCCUUCUCAACUUUAACCGUCAAGAGGAGGAGAUCCUAGCACUCAAACAACUGACAGUCGCGCAACAGCAGAAGAUCGACGAGUUAAAAGGUUAUCUAGAGCAAGAAGCCAGUGUACAACUUGUACAGAAGAGACUGAUUGCUGAAGCGGAGUUGGCUCAGACGGAGAAGCUCAUUGAGGAAGCCAGAGUGCGUGGAGAGGAAGAACGCAAGACGCUGGACUUAAAACGAGACCAUGAGCUGCAGGUGGAGAGCGAGAAGCACGCGUUGGAGCACAAGCGCAUGCAAGAGGAAGACGCGGCCCGACGAGAUCAGAACCGCGACCUCGUGCAGCUCCAAGAAGAGUCGAAUGUCCGCAUUGAGCGAGCCAGACGCGAGACGGAGGAGGUUCUUAAGGAGAAACAACUAGCCGCCGACCAUGCGCGUGCUUUGUUGGAGCGGAAUACGACGCUAGAGAAGGCGGCGAUCGACGUGGAAGGCCGAAUCCGUCAGCAACGAGCCAAUCAGGACAUUGAGAUGGCUCAACUGCAGCAGCGACUCGAGGCAGACCGCGUUAAGCUCAUGCAAGCGCUGCAGGCGACGUUCGACAACCUUGGCCAGGGCAUUUCGGUGCUUUUAGCCGAUAAACAGAAACUCACCAAAUUUGUGGGUGGGUUUGUGGCCUUAGCUGCGGGAAUUUACCUCAGUAGAGAAGCUAUCCGGAUCAUCGGGAAGCUGAUCGAACAGCGACUAGGGAAACCUUCCCUCAUUCGGGAGACGUCUCGAUCUUCUGGCGCAUUUGGCUUUUUACGUGCUCUGAUCAGUCAAAAACCUGCUAAAGGGCAAGAUGAACUGGCCGACGUGGUGCUAAGAAGCUCAUUAGAGACGCGCGUGCUUGAGAUCGCCCGCUCGACGCGCAAUGCGAUGCUCCAUGGCGCUCCGUAUCGCCAUUUACUGCUCUAUGGGCCUCCUGGAACGGGUAAAACGAUGGUAGCUAAGCGUCUGGCAAGGGCGUCAGGAAUGGACUACGCUAUUCUGAGUGGCGGAGACGUGGGUCCAUUGGGGUCGGACGCUGUUACAGAGCUCCAUGCGCUCUUUAAAUGGGCUAAUUCAUCCCCACGAGGCGUACUGAUCUUCAUUGAUGAGGCAGAAGCUUUCCUUGGCUGUAGAGCCACACGCAAAACCCACAUGAGUGAAGCCAUGAGGAAUGCGUUGAAUGCCUUACUGUACCAUACAGGAACGCAGUCUAAAAAGUUCAUGUUGGUCGUAGCGACCAACAGACCGGAGGAUCUGGAUACGGCAGUGACGGAUCGAAUCGAUGACACGCUGCACUUUGAUUUACCGGAGACGAAGGAGCGUGUGCGGCUGUUGCAAAUGUACUUUAACGAGUAUGUCGCUCACCUGGCUGCCCCUCCUGAUACGGUGACGUUGAAGGGUAAAGUCGACAAGGCGUCGGUCAGUGCGUUGCCUCCUGUGCUGGAUGCGAGUGUCAUGACGCAGUACGGAGACAUGACGUCGGGUAUGAGUGGCCGAGAGAUCGCUAAGAUGAUGCUAUACAUGCAGAGUAUUGUGUACGCACAGGACCAAGUAGCCGUGACGCUCAAACUCGUCGACCGAGUCGUCAAAGAGAAAGUGGACGAGCACAAACGCAAAUUGGAGCUCAAAAACUAUACCGACAAAUAAUAAUAAAAAACAUUUUUCAGAAAA
Molecule: messenger RNA, 2198 nt
Organism: Phytophthora nicotianae INRA-310
Lineage: Eukaryota; Oomycota; Peronosporomycetes; Peronosporales; Peronosporaceae
Exons: 1
Coding region: 69-2174 (701 amino acids)
Biological process (GO): mitochondrion organization
Cellular component (GO): mitochondrion
Molecular function (GO): zinc ion binding; ATP hydrolysis activity; ATP binding
Source: RefSeq, a predicted model, not a curated record